Molecule: messenger RNA, 1048 nt
Organism: Cajanus cajan (pigeon pea)
Lineage: Eukaryota; Viridiplantae; Streptophyta; Magnoliopsida; Fabales; Fabaceae
Source: RefSeq, a predicted model, not a curated record
CACGCAUAACAUACAUAAACGCGAGAAAAAAGAAAAAAACUCUCCCGAAGGAAGAAAGAAAGAGAUUGAGAAAACCUAGAUGGAUCAAGAACAGAAAUUUCUUCAGUUUCGCAAUGCGAUAUGAUCGUGUUCCGCACUUGUGUUUAGUCUGAUUUCGUUAUUCUCCACUCCGCCUUCCCCGUCCUCUCGCCGUUGCCGGCGGCACCUCCCUCCUCACCGCCGCCGCGUAGUUCUUUGCAUCGCAACCCUAAUCAUUGUCCGUAGGUGAAAUCUGAGAUUGACGAGCGAUGGAGUUGGCACAACUAUAAGCGAUGUGUGAGAGGCUGUACAAUUCACAAGACUCGGUGGAACGCGCUCACGCGGAGAACACACUGAAAUGCUUCUCCAUGAACACUGAAUACAUUUCCCAAUGCCAAUACAUUCUUGAUCAUGCCUUGACCCCUUAUGCAUUGAUGCUAGCGAGUUCUAGUUUGUUGAAACAAGUCACCGAACAUAGCCUUGCCUUAAAGCUUCGCCUAGAUAUAUGGACCUAUCUCAUAAACUAUCUAGCGACCAGAGGACCCGGGUUACAGCCCUUUGUAACGGCUUCUUUGAUCCAACUUUUGUGUCGAGUCACAAAGUUUGGAUGGUUUGACGAUGAUCGAUUCCGGGACCUGGUCAAAGAAUCUAUGAACUUCUUGAGUCAGGUGAUGUAAAGCGGUUAUUAUAUUGGCUUUACAUUAGGAAAAAGUGAUUGUUUAAUUUGUAUGCAGUAAGGUAUCGAAGGAUUAUUUACUGGACUCAAAAAAAUAAAAGGAAUAAGUGCGUUUGUUUGCAUUACGUUACAGCCACAUCCUAUCAAGACUGUCGAAGAGAAAAAAAAAUAAUAGGAGUCAUACAUAUUUUGGUAAAAUAAUGUAUCCUCUUUAGCACCCGGCAGUGAAUUGUAAGCCCCAUCCUAAAGUUUACUCGAAGUAGUAACCCUGUAACCCACUACUGAUUUCUUCACCUUCUCAGAUGUGUAUUGAUUGCGAAAAUAACUGGUUAUUCUUUAUGUUAUAAUCUUUUA